This is a messenger RNA of Vicia villosa (hairy vetch), 3240 nucleotides long. RefSeq names its product aspartic proteinase-like protein 1. The record is from RefSeq and is a predicted model, not a curated record. Bases 1 to 810 code for a protein of 269 amino acids. The transcript has 7 exons. Gene Ontology annotation, biological process: proteolysis. Gene Ontology annotation, molecular function: aspartic-type endopeptidase activity. Lineage: Eukaryota; Viridiplantae; Streptophyta; Magnoliopsida; Fabales; Fabaceae.
AUGGAGAGUCAGCAGUUGAGAUUGCAAAUGAAGGCGUUGACGCUGCAGGGUAUGCAAUUGGUACGGCUUCAGAGAUUUUGUGAUGAAGCAAAACUUCAUCUUGCUUCAAGGAACAAUGGUGAUGCACAGCUUCAAUCAAGGCCUAAAAGGAACAACUCUGAGUAUUUAAGGUUGCUUCUAGAGAGUGGCAUUAUUCAUCAUGGGAUGAAACUUGGAUCGCAGUAUGAAUCUCUUUACCCUUCUGAGGGAAGAGAAACUUUCUUCUUUGGCGAUGACUUUAUUGAAAUCAUGUUGCAUUACACAUGGAUUUAUAUUAGGACUCCGAAUGUUUCAUUUCUUGUUGCAUUGGACACUGGUAGUAAUCGGCUUUGGGUUCCUUGUGAUUGCAUAGAAUGUGCUCCUUUCUCAGCUGAUAAGGAUUUCAAUCAGUAUAGUCCAUCAUUGUCAAGCACCAGCAGGUAUCUCCCUUGCAGUCAUCAGUUGUGUAAUCCAAAUACCAGUUGCAAACAUUCCAAGGAUCCUUGUCCUUAUUUUGCUGAUUACGCCUCAGAUGAUAAUACAACAAGUUCUGGAUUUCUUAUUGAAGACAAACUACAUUUGGCAUCCAAUAAUGCAACAAAGAAUUCUGUUCAAGCCUCUAUCAUUUUUGGUUGCGGUAGGAAACAAGGUGGAGACUUUUUAGCAGGAGCUGCUCCUAAUGAUUUGUUGGGGCUAGGACCUGGAAGCAUUUCAGUCCCAAGUUUGCUGGCAAAGGCAGGACUUAUUCGGAAUUCUUUCUCACUUUGUUUAAACUCUGUUCUUAAAAUUUAAAAUAGUUCUUCUUGUGAAAUCUCUUUUAUCUUCCCAAUAUCAUUUCCCUAUCUUUUUUAUGAUUUUGAUGAUAUACAAAAUAGUUGUGCAGGGUUGUUUGGCUGUAUUACAGUCUGGUUACGACGACUACAUACAUCACCGUUGGACGAGAGUAUACGGUAUCCCACUGCAUACCUUACAUCAAACACAGUCUCAUCACCGUUGGACGAGAGUAUACGGCUAUCAUAUGGUCUUUGAUAAGAAGAAUCUAAGCUUUGGCUGGUCUAGAUCCAUUGUGAGUAUGUUUCUCACUUUAAAAAAUUCAUUGGUUUUCUGCUCCUUUAGAAUGGAUUCUUAUUGAAUUAUCAAUUUUUUGUGCCAUUUGCCAAAGAUAGUCUUUCGUGUUUAACUUUUUCUCUAAAUAAUUAUUUAGUAUUGUGGGGUUACCUUAUAUGUUAAAUGUCUUCUAUAGAUUAUUCAUUUGUUUCUAUUUCAAGAAAACAAGGACACAAAUUGUAGUAUCGACAUUGUUUCUAUAAUUUUCUGCCCUGAGUUGUGACUGUUUUUCAUGGUAAUUUCUGCUUGAUGCUAAUAGCUAAGACUGCAGGUCAAGAUAGCAGCAUGAGAGCACACCAAAUUUUACAUCACUUUGAGUAUGAGCAAAACAAUAUAUCUGAACCAUCCAACUUUUUUUAAGAGAUUAGGUAUAGGAUUGUAUUCAUCAGCCAUAAAAUCAGCACAGCAAAUGUGAGAUUCAUAUACGAGUAUGAUCAAUUUACAACAAGAUAUUAGUGAAUUGUUCUAACCUCAGUAAAUUUCUAUGUUCAAUACAUACCAGAAUCUUGGAGUGAUCUACAGUAUUCUGAUAUCUUUGAGGAGUUUCUAACCUGGUCCCAUAUCUUGGCUGAACUUUCUAGCCAUUCACGCUCAGACACGGGUCUCAUGAAAGAUGACUGCUUCACUGAUAAAAUCUGACAAAACAUAUCACAAUAAGUCCUAAAUUCUAUAGAUUAUUAAUACUAACUGGUCAGCAAGAAAGGAGGUAAUAUAUUUACAGCAACAACAAAAACUUAAUAAAUCAUAUAGGGAAGUAUUUAUGGGAUAUUCAUUCCGCACAUGUGGCAUUUGCAUGGAGAUAGAAAGAGUUACCUGAUCUCGUAUUUUCCUUAGAGCAGAAAUGUAACUCUCAGCUCUGGGAUUUUCUUUUUUUUCUUUACAUGGGAUCGUAAACAAAUUUAGCGUGUUAGAAUCUGUAUCCCUAUUAGAAGAUGAAACUUGCUCAUCAGAAUGGUUUCUAGUAGUUUUUGUAACAAAAGAGGAUGUUUUGAAAUACUGCAUGAGCUCCUUCCUCAGUAGCAAAAUAUUUUUAGGAGUCAACUCUUGAUCUCUUAGCCUGUAUUAGUAAACAUAAAGUUAAUGUGAGUGCUUCAUUAUACAACAACCUUAUUUCUAUUAGGUAAUGAAGUGGAUCCAUACAAUGUCAAACAGUGUAAACUUACAAUCUGUUUCGGAUUGUAAAAAUAUUUCGAUUUGAUGACUAAUUUAUGCCAAUUCUUUUCUGCAAAUAUAUUCAGGCAAAAAGAAAUUUCUUACUUUGUGCGUACAAAAACAGGAGUGGCGGUGUAUUCCCUUUCAGGAACUUUGCUAUCUUUCUCAACAAGCCCUGAGCUAGAAGACAGUAAGGAUGGGUCUGAAAUGUCACUCUUCAGCAAGUCAGCCUAUAUUAUAACAAGCACAGCAUGGUUAUUCCUUUUCAAUGCAUUAAAUAGUAUAAGAUGAAACCAAUACCGUUGACACAGGCAUCAAACACAACAAUGAAGCAUCUGCAAAUAUCAUAAGCAAACUAAGAGUAUUGCACAUACCGUUGUCAUCAAAUGCCACAAGUCGUCAUCAUGGACUCCGUCUGACACCACCAGCAGAAUAUGACAUGUGGAUGCUAGAAAAACAGCAAGCUAGAAAGAUUCUUUUUAGCAUCCCAGCAUGAUCAAAUUGAUCAGACACAGCGGUCGGUAAUAAGUUUAAAAAAAGGACAAUUGUGAUCAUGAUUGGAAGUUUAUACACAGAAUUAUAUUUUCAUUGAAAAAGUAUUCUCUGCUCGGGAGUCACUGUUUACCUGAAUAGCCAUAAUCUCUUGAGCCAAUUCAGCUGACAAAGAUUCUCCACUCAUCACCGAAAUUGUUGAAGACCCAUCAGGUUCCAUCAUCUCAGCUAAAACAGAAGCACUGAAUACAGGCUACAAAUACAAGGAAUCAAGUGAUUACACAAAUAAGAAAAUGAAGAAAACAUUUAGAGCAUCAAGUUAUCAUGGUUAAAACCUGUGUAUCAAGAAGAAUAACAUGUUCAGCCGAUAUCCUUGGUUCAAUGCCCUUAGAACAAUGCCUUGCCAUAGCUCUUUCCUCUUUAGAUUCGAUGACAAAAGGUGGUAGCAUCUCUACUACAUGCCCAGAUAUC